UAUUGUUCGGCCGUCCACAAAAUCACCAAAAGUAAAAAUACACAGCAAAAAAAUUGUUUUCUUCGAUUAGGUUCUUCUGUAAAAGUUAUGGCUGCACAGGGAGUCCGAGGUGUUUCUAGAGUAAUCGAAAAAUUAGAAAAUUCAAUUAAAGAUGGCAAUUACUACGAGGCACAUCAAAUGUACAGAACCAUAUACUUCAGGUAUCUGGCCCAGAAGAAGUACGAAGAACUACUCGACAUGCUAUUUAAAGGUGCUUUACUAUUCCUAGAACGCGAUCAGCAAAUUAGCGGCGCAGAUUUGGCGAUAUUAUUAGUUGAGGUUCUAGUCAAGUCGGAUUCGACUAAUUAUACAGAGUGGACACCGAAGUUGUGUAAAAUAUUCGCAAAGAUUAGUACGACAUAUCCUGAAAGAGAUACGUUUAUAGCGAGUGCUAUUCGUUGGUCCGCCAAGGGUGGUAAGACACAGGGGCAUCCGUUUUUACAUCAGGGUAUCGCUCAAGUAUAUUGGAACGAGAAAAACUAUAUAAACGCGAGACACCACUAUAUUUAUUCGAAGGACGGACUUGGCUGUGCUAAACUACUUAUUGAAUUUCAAGUCACUCAAGGCUUUAGUUACGAGGAAGACCUGUUCAUCACCCAAGCGGUUUUACAGUAUUUGUGCCUGCAGAAUAAAGUGACGGCUAGCCAGACCUUCAAUAAUUAUACAAAGGAACAUCCGAGAAUAAGGAAAAGUCGUCCGCCGUACCUGCUGCCCCUCUUGAACUUCAUAUGGUUUCUACUGCAAGCAGUCGAAAGCCAGAAACUAUCGACUUUCACCGUUCUAUGUGAGCAAUACGAACCGUCCAUUAAAAGGGAUCCAUGUUACAUGCAAUACUUGGAUAAAAUUGGGCAAAUUUUUUUCGGUUUAAAACCGCCACCACAGCAACGAAGAGGGUUCUUUGGAAAUUUUUUACAUAGCUUCCUUAGCGGUUUAGAUGACGACAGUGAUGAUGAUAAUUCGGUACAAGCAUCGCCUUCCACCAGUAGACUUUUAACAGAAAAUACAGACUUAGAUUAAUAUUAUCAUUUCCGUUGUAUAGUGUACAUUUUAAUCUGACUGAAGUACUUUUUUUUGUUUGUUUUUCAAGAUAAUCUCAAUUAAGUUAUCUGACAACAGCUGAAACGACGUAAUAAUAAUAUAGUACAACUGUAAAAUAUCACAAUCUAAACGAAAUAACAAGUACAGUCAAAAUUUUCUUUACUAAAAUUAUUUACUGUGUUAAUUAUUACACAAGCCGAAAUAGCGGAAUUUGGAUUGUAAUAAACUUAUUUAUUUACACUGUUUAAAGAUUUGCUUGCUUUUCUUAAAAAAUUUCUUGAAACCUUUUCAAACAAAAAAUAAAAUUAAUCACAACCGUAGGUGCACACAAUGAAAUUGAUCUGCUGACAUGCGCGAUUUUGCACAAAAGCUUUUUAGCUCGGUUGGUAAAAAAAUAUAUGUGAACCAGGUACCCUUAGGAUAUCUGACAAAGAGACAAGAUUGUGUAGCAGCUUCAAUGGAGGUGGUGCGAUCUCUGGAUUGUGGAAUACAGUUUUGACAAAAGG
Molecule: messenger RNA, 1583 nt
Organism: Photinus pyralis (common eastern firefly)
Lineage: Eukaryota; Metazoa; Arthropoda; Insecta; Coleoptera; Lampyridae
Product: Golgi to ER traffic protein 4 homolog
Exons: 6
Coding region: 88-1056 (322 amino acids)
Biological process (GO): protein insertion into ER membrane
Cellular component (GO): cytosol; BAT3 complex
Molecular function (GO): protein binding
Source: RefSeq, a predicted model, not a curated record